Molecule: messenger RNA, 1432 nt
Organism: Sturnus vulgaris (Common starling)
Lineage: Eukaryota; Metazoa; Chordata; Aves; Passeriformes; Sturnidae
Gene: RGR
Product: retinal G protein coupled receptor
Biological process (GO): phototransduction; visual perception; G protein-coupled receptor signaling pathway
Cellular component (GO): membrane
Molecular function (GO): G protein-coupled receptor activity
Source: RefSeq, a predicted model, not a curated record
CUUGGGCUACUGGAAGUAGAGAGAUCCAGAGAAAAGGCAGCCCCACAGCUAUAACAGAGGGCAGAGGUUAAAUCUUUUGGAAUAUUUACCAUAAGAAUGGUCACUGCACACCCUCUCCCUGAAGGCUUCACUGAAAUAGAAGUGUUUGCCAUUGGCACUGCCCUGCUGGUAGAAGCCCUGCUUGGUUUCUGUCUGAAUGGCUUGACAAUUAUUUCUUUCCGAAAAAUCAAAGAGCUGCGAACGCCCAGCAAUCUGCUGGUUCUCAGCAUUGCCCUGGCUGACUGCGGGAUUUGCAUCAACGCCUUCGUCGCUGCCUUUUCCAGCUUCCUCAGAUACUGGCCCUAUGGCUCUGAUGGCUGUCAAAUCCAUGGAUUCCAUGGCUUCCUGACAGCCCUGGCCAGCAUCAGCUCCAGCGCUGCCGUCGCCUGGGACCGAUACCAUCACUACUGCACAAGGAGCAGGCUGCAGUGGAGCACAGCUGCCUCCAUGAUGGUGUUUGCAUGGCUCUUUGCUGCCUUCUGGGCCGUGAUGCCCUUACUGGGCUGGGGAGAAUACGACUACGAGCCCCUCCGAACCUGCUGCACCCUGGACUACAGCAAAGGGGACAGAAACUAUGUUACAUUCCUUUUUGCUCUGUCCACUUUCAAUUUCAUGAUCCCAGGCUUCAUCAUGCUGACAGCUUAUCAGUCCAUACACCAAAAGUUCAGGAAAACUGGGCACUUUAAGUUUAACACUGGUUUACCACUGAAGAUACUGGUCAUUUGCUGGGGUCCCUAUUGCCUCCUGUGCUCCUAUGCAGCAGUGGAAAAUGUGAUGUUCAUUCCCCCAAAAUACCGCAUGAUUCCUGCCCUUAUUGCCAAGACUGCACCAACGGUGGAUGCCUUUGUAUAUGCCCUGGGAAAUGAGAACUACAGAGGAGGAAUAUGGCAGUUCCUCACAGGACAGAAGAUUGAGAAAGCAGAGGUUGAUAACAAAACUAAAUAAUCCAUUAUGGCAUUAAACAAAAUUACUGUGAGUACAUCACUGAAAGCAAAAUUCAAGAGAAAACUGAGUACAUUCUCUGAUAUGUAUGUGCAAAGGUGGUUCCACAUUGGAAAGGCUGUGCAUUGGCUACAAACAAUGAAGUAUGGAAAGAAAGCCCUCCAGAUAACUGUCCAAACCAUCAUGAGCUGCUUGUCAAACAAGCUGCCUUAAACCUGUGUCGAUUGUCAUCAGUCUCAUUUUAUAUGUCACUGUGAAUAAACUAUGUGUUGGAAAGCAUUUUUUUUCUCCUGAUAAAAGCUAACAUAAAAGCUUAGCAAAUUAACUGAAGCAGGAUUUUCAUUUACCCAGUGAGGCCUCAUCAGAUCAAUCUGUGCAGGUUGUCCAUAUGGUAAUGUCUGGAUUACUAGAAGAUUAAACCAGUAUCCAGUAUUGACCACAUGUCUGUAUA